ACUUUCCUUCCAGCGUCUAUGGUGUGAAUAACCUGUGGAGACACGUUGAUCUGAGCUAUCUGAUUGGCCAGCGGUAGGCCUAUAGGUGCACCAGAUAUGCACCUGUAGUGCACACCUCUACCUUCAGACUAAUGAAAUGGUUAAAAAAAGUGAACACUUUACCUUCCCGGCGCUAGGGCUGCUGUAUCGUUGUUGUUUUUUACAGAAAUGUUUGGUGAUCAACUAAGAAUGCCUUUGAGAUUGUCCAGUCGCUAUCGACCGGUUGGUGAACAUUGAUCUUAUUUAUAAACAAUGCUGACCAAUGUUGACCUUUUUCCAAGGUCUCCUUUUAUUCUGUUUACGGCUGUAUGCUUCCAUGUGAGUUGCAGAUUACACUUUUUCUUAUACCAAAUGUGUUUUAUUUUAUACUCAUUUCUUAUUCUCUAUUAGGAUGUUUUUCCUGUGGAAUUUGGUCCCAAGUAUGACGCCGCAAUAGAGAAACUAAUGUGUCAGUUUCUUUCAAGACUUGAGAAGCUACUUAUCAAAUUUUCAACAGGCUGCAUUCCUGCUCAGUGAUGUCCCCUCUGUUCUGGAGGAAUGUGUUGAGUCCAUGUCUCACCCUCAGCAGCUGAAAACCCUACUUCAGUACCACAGAGAUCUCGGCCAGCUGGACAACCAUGGUAAGCAUCUCUCACAGGAUCCAUGUAGAUGCUAGCUUUUCUUCAGUAGAGGACAUUAAAAUGUAUUCUUUAUUUAACCAUUGUCUUUAAUUUAUCCUCAUCCUUUUCUAGAUACUCUUGUCUUCCACUGUUGGGGACUGCAUUCUCUCUGCUCUCUGUUUCCCUCCUGUAGAAAGGGUGAUUGCAACAGAACAAACAGAAUCAGAAACACCAGUAUCAUCCUUGAAUGUCUUCAUGGAUACAUUCACCAAAGAGUUGGAUGUGGACUCUGCAACACUGACAGAGUACACAGAGAUGGAACCGGGGACAAGUAUGAAUGUCGUAGAAAGAGAGGAGAGGGUGGAAUGUGAGAGAAACAACAAACUAUCUAUAGAGUUUGCUGACCCUGUGGACCAUGAGAACAUGGAGGUUCAUGCCGGUAAUGAAGAAGAGAAGGUUGUGGGGAUUGGACCAGUAAAAGAUGAGACGGAAGAUAUUGUUGAAGAGGUGGACUCCAGGUACAAAACAGUGAUGGUUAUUGGGGCAGAUGGGGUGGCGCAGACUUAUGAAGAUUUAAGUGUCAAAAGGAAGAGAUCUUUCAGAAAGCCUCAAAUAAAGACACAUAAAGCCAGUGUAAGUCAUGGAGAACAAAUUACAAGCAUAGACGUGUCUGAUGCGAUCAUAUCCUCCAUGCUUCACAAGCCUUUAGUGAAGUUACAAAGGAUUGACACUACUAACCUGAUGUUGCCCUGUAGACCAGUUAGACAAAACAGGGGGCGUAAGAUGAAAACAUUGAUAGCACGAGAAUGUAAACAAACCGAGACAGAAUUGACUAAAGAAAAAACAUUAAAGUGCGGUGCAGACAUGAAGCGGCACCAGAAAAUCCACACAGGGGAGCGCCCAUUUCAGUGUCUCCAGUGUAGGAAGCUCUUCCAGUGCCAUUUUGAUCUGACGAGACAUCAGCAAAAUAUGUGUAAAGUAGUUGUGUCAAAACCUAAAGGUAAAAGACCAAAGCAGCUCAAUGGAAAUGACGAAAGACCUGAAAUGUUGAAUAAGUGUCAUAAGAGUUACAAGGACCCGCAGAGCUUGGAGAAACCGAGACUAAAAUGUGAAAAAAAAACUCUUAAGAAAAGGCGUAGCAGAUCUCCAGCUAGUAAUGAGAAGGAGUCUGAGAUGUCCAGUGAAGCAGUCCAAAAACCUGAAGGAGGGGACACAGAGCUGGCCAGUGGAACUCCUCGAGGCAACACCUGAGGACAGUGACUCGUCCUCCACCAGUACACCCCAAGACCCAUCUUACGAAUCUAACCAGACUGAAAAACGCAAACAGUCAAAAGUGUGCUGCAUUUGUAAAAAACUUUUGCCAAAAUCUUACAGCAUGCAAGUUCACAUGAGAUCCCACUCAGAUCUGCGCCCUCACAAAUGUCCUCAUUGUGGGCAGAUGUUCAAGAACUUCAAUGAUAUGAGAAAGCACAUUGUAAAGAUAGUGUGCAAGGUGCUGCGAGCUGAGUCUGAAGAGGCCCAAGUACAUGCACUCACCCACAGCCCUCUCCACUGCACUGAGUGCAGUAGGAUGUUUACAGACCCAGAAAAGCUAGACAGGCAUACAUUGCACAAGCCCUUGAAAUGCACCUUGUGUGAAAACAGCUUCAAUGGUGUCAAGCCACUCAAGAAACACUAUCUGGAUGUCCAUAAAUUCAGCGGGCCAUUCCUCUGCACCUACUGUGAGAAAAGCUACACUGAUUUAGCAGCUCUCCUCAGACACGAGAGGACUCACACCGGAGACCUCCCAUACCAGUGCUCCUACUGUCCAAGGAAGUUCAACUUAUCAGCGGUUGUUGACGAACACGAGAGAAUACACACAGGAGAGAAACCAUGCCUUUGCUGGGAGUGUGGAAAGGGCUUUAUCAACAAUGCAAAACUGAAAAUGCACAUGCUAAAUGUUCACAGAAAACCUGAAGAUAAACACUUCUCCUGCUCCCAGUGUGACAAAUCUUACGCGUUACAAAGGACGUUACAAGGCCAUGUGGCGAGACAUCAUGCUGGGGUGCGUUAUCCAUGCACAUACUGCGGUAAGCUGUUUCUUAGCAUGUCCUCAUUGACAAGGCAUGACCUGAUUCACACUCAGGAGAGGCCUUUUAAAUGCACAGAGUCUGAGUGCGGCAAAAGUUUCAAAUCGAAAUCUGAAGUGAAGGUACACAUGAGAUAUCAUACUGGAGAGCGGCCUUUUCAGUGUAAAGUCUGUGGGAAGGGUUUUACUCAAAACUGUUAUAUCACUCGACACAUGCAAACUCAUACGGGGGAGAAGCCGUAUCUGUGUUCUGUCUGUGGGAGAAACUUUUCUGACUUACGGGUACGGAAAAGACACAUGAUGACUCACACCGGAGAGAAGCCCUACAAGUGUUUAAAAUGCGAGAAAGCUUUCAGUCGGACAGAACUUUUAAAAGCACAUGACAAGAAAGAACACUGAGCAAAUUCAAGUCAAGAUGAAUAUUUUAGCUUUUAAGUUUUUGCCUAUAGAUGUUAGUUAAAUAUUUUGUCCCACACACGUCUCCAACUCAAUCAUUGAGUUUGCAGACGAGCCCUGGAGAUGAGAGCCCUGAUGGAGUGGGGCCAGGAAAAUAACCUCUCCCUCAACGUGAACAAAACAAAGGAGCUGAUCGUGGACUUCAGGAGACAGCAGAGAGACCACGCCCCCAUCCACAUCGAUGGGGCCGCAGUGGAAAGGGUGAAAAGCUUCACGUUCCUCUGUUUGCACAUCACUGAAAACCUGAAAUGGUCCAUCCACACAGACAGUGUAGGGAACAAGGCGCAACAGCGCCUCUUUAACCUCAGGAGGCUGAAGAAGUUUGGCCUGGCCCCUUAGAUCCUCACAAUCUUCUACAGAUGCACCAUUGAGAGCAUCCUGAUGGGCUGUAGAUAGGCUGACUGAACCACAAUCUGGAGAGCCAAACACAUCACUGGAGGCACACUGCCUGCUCUCCAGGAUAUCUACAGCACCCGGUGUCACAGGAAGGUCAAGAAGAUCAUCAAGGACCUCAGCCACCCGAGCCAUGGCCUGUUCACCCCCCUACCA
Messenger RNA from Oncorhynchus tshawytscha (Chinook salmon), 3711 nucleotides. RefSeq names its product zinc finger protein 184-like. NCBI's taxonomy places the organism in Eukaryota, Metazoa, Chordata, Actinopteri, Salmoniformes, Salmonidae. Gene Ontology annotation, cellular component: nucleus. Gene Ontology annotation, biological process: regulation of transcription by RNA polymerase II. The coding region runs from base 894 to 1889 and encodes 331 amino acids. Gene Ontology annotation, molecular function: RNA polymerase II cis-regulatory region sequence-specific DNA binding; DNA-binding transcription factor activity, RNA polymerase II-specific. The transcript is spliced from 2 exons. The record is from RefSeq and is a predicted model, not a curated record.